Condylura cristata (star-nosed mole) is the source of this 390-nucleotide messenger RNA. Its product is annotated as keratin-associated protein 5-4-like. The record is from RefSeq and is a predicted model, not a curated record. The coding region runs from base 1 to 390 and encodes 129 amino acids. NCBI's taxonomy places the organism in Eukaryota, Metazoa, Chordata, Mammalia, Eulipotyphla, Talpidae. The transcript is spliced from 2 exons. Gene Ontology annotation, cellular component: keratin filament.
AUGCCCAUCUGUUGCCCAUCCAGCAGCUGCAAGCCCAGCUGCGCCCAGUCCAGCUGCUGUGUCCCCAUCUGCUGCCAGUCCAGCGGCUGCAAGCCCAGCUGCGCCCAGUCCAGCUGCGGUGCCCCCGUCUGCUGCCAGUGCCAGUCCAGCGGCUGCAAGCCCAGUUGUGCCCAGUGCAGCUGCGGUGCCCCCGUCUGCUGCCAGUGCAAGAUGCCCAUCUGUUGCCCGUCCAGCAGCUGCAAGCCCAGCUGCGCCCAGUCCAGCUGCUGUGUCCCUUCUUGCUGCCAGUCCAGCUGCUGCGUCCCCGUCUGCUGCCAGUCCAGCGGCUGCCAGUCCAGCUGCGCCCAGUGUAGCUGCGGUGCCCCCGUCUGCUGCCAGUGCAAGAUCUGA